Messenger RNA from Solea senegalensis (Senegalese sole), 2334 nucleotides. It is a transcript of the gene znf576.2, whose product is annotated as zinc finger protein 576, tandem duplicate 2. The coding region runs from base 141 to 1397 and encodes 418 amino acids. The record is from RefSeq and is a predicted model, not a curated record. Lineage: Eukaryota; Metazoa; Chordata; Actinopteri; Pleuronectiformes; Soleidae. The transcript is spliced from 5 exons.
UACGCCAGGAAGUGUCCGAUCUAUGUGUUGUACUUCUGUGGGGUCAACUAUCUCAGUCAAACUACACUCGUACAACGGCAAGAGUUUUAAUCAAGGGAAAGUAUUACUGAGUGCCCGCUGAAACUGGUCGGUAUCUCAGGAUGGACUCGGAUAUUUUGAACAUUGAGGAUAUAGUGAUGGGGCGAGCAUUACCUGAGCCCCCUCCAGAAGUUCCCCCUGAGAAGCCAGCAGAACCAUACAAACCAGUCACUCUGAAUGGACCUCCUGCACCCUCAGUCCAACCAUACCAGCAUGAAAAUCUGCAGUGUUUCCAGUGCUUCAUCACAUUCUGCAGUGCCAAAGCCAAGGAAAGGCACAUGAAGAAGAGCCAUCGGGAAGAAUAUAAGCAACAGCUCCAACAGGGAAAUACAUUGUUCACAUGCUAUGUGUGUGACCGCACAUUUCUGUCAUCUGAGGAGCUGACGCAGCACCAGCCCACACACAGCAAGGACGACAAGCCCUUCAAAUGCGUUCACUGCAAGGAGAGCUUCAAAACAUUUUCUGAACUCACAUCCCACAGAAGACAAACGUGUCCAGAGAGGCAGAUGGUAUGUAAAGAUUGCAAUGAAACUUUCCGGAGUGCUGGACUUCUGCGUGCUCAUCGCCUGACCCAGCAUCCUCGCCCAGACAUAGAGACUACAGAACAGCCAGAGGACGCCACAAAAAACCAUCGCUGUAAGAAGUGUGGUCAAGGAUUUGAAACCGAACCAGAGCUGAUAGCUCACCAGGAGAAGUACCCCGAAGGUCAGCAGUGCAAUGGCAGCUCUUCAUCCGUCAAGAAACGUGGACGGCCUGCCAAAGGUGAAGACCCAGCUGCUGCUGAGAAAAAGGGAAAGCGGAAAAAGAAGGACGAAGCUGAAGCAUCUGAGGAGGCAGUGAAGGUCAGCAGCGCAUCAGAGUCAGCAGUAACCCCAGCAGAGGAAAAGGGGAAAGCAGGUGUGUCAAAGCGAGGCCGUCCUUCAAAAGCAGCAGCAACAACAAAACCCGAUGUGGAAGAAAAGAAGAGCCCCGAGGAUGACGCUGAAGCUCCGGGAAAAGAGAAGAAACCCAAAGCAGAUCCAGCUCCAGGUCGUCAACACCCGUGUCCCGAUUGUGACUUCACAUUCCCCACCUUGAUUCAGCUCCGUACUCACAAGAAGGAGAGACACACCCCUCGCAAAGCCCAUCCAUGUGAUGAAUGUGAAGAAAGCUUUGCUCGCCCUGAGCAGCUGGACGCCCACAUGUCGAGGGCUCACGCUGUCGGUCGCUUUGCCUGUCCAACCUGUGGGAAAAGCUUUGGCCGUGAGCGCACCUUGAUAGCUCACCAAAAAAGCCACCCGGAAGAGGAACAGCCUGAAAACCCAAGUGCAAAGAGAUAAUUUAGACACGAGGACAUUGCAGAAAAGUGUAUGGUUUUUGAAGAUUUUAGCCAGGAAUUGUCCUUUUUUUAAUAUUAAAGAUUUGAUGAUCCAGAUUGGUUUCAGAUAUGCUUGGAAUAAUUUGAGAAUGAUGUUUUAUCAUAUUUUGUGUUAUUGAGUUUGACCUGAUGAAAUCAUGGACAGACACCUCUUCGAAAUUGACUUUUCAAGUGUUGUUAAAUUUACACCCUUUCUCAUAGAACUUAUUUUAUUUGUAAAAAAAAAGUUUUGACUAACUUUUUAACAUUUUUUUUUUCGUUUUCAGUUUGUUUUUCUUUUUAAAGUGUGAACUGUGCGUGGUGUGAAUUUGUUGCUUGGUGUCUUGAUUUGUUAAACUCACUUUGUGGUAAAAAAAACAUUUUUUUUUUUUCAUUUUUUUUAAUUUCAAAACAGAUUGGCUAAGUACAUAUUAUUAAGCAAAGUAGAUGCCUAGUAAAAUACUAUGUUUGAAUGUUUGUCAAAUGAAUUGUCAUGUACAGCUUUCGAUUCAUAUUGUCCUUUUCUUUUUUUACACAUUUAAUAUUUUGAUCAAGUUCCUUUCUAAAUUAAGUCUCAUUGAGGAGGAAUUUUGUAAAAUAACAUUUACCUUCUGCUAGUAUUUUGUUUUGGUCACAUGCUCCAGAUUUAAUGUGGGGUGUAUAGUUUUGUGGACAGAAACGAUCCCCUUUGAUCCUUAUUUGUCUUGCAGUAAAACAUUGUCCUUUAUUUUUUCACUAAUUAGAAUCAUAGUUCAUGUCUGAAAUGGACCUCAUUGCCUUUUUAAUACAUGUGAGUCCAAUAAGGAACUGUGUAUAUCAUAUGUUAUUCACUGAUUGGAUUAUUUUUUCUCCGCACUGCAAUGUGUCUGAACACUGCAAAAACGGUAAUAAAACAUGCUUUACCAAGGGAGGAUACUGAA